UUAAUGAAAGCAAGGUUUUUGGCUCAACUGGGUAGCCAAGUAAACUCUAAUGAAAGCGUGUCAACUAGUUUAUCCUUCACUUCUCUUCUUCUCUCUCAUUGAUUCUUUCUAUCUCUCUAUUUCUUCUUUUAUUUUUUCUUUUUUAUGGUUUGCCAUUGAUUUCUCUCUUUCUCUAUAUAUAUAUCUUCUUUCAAGAAACAAACAAAGUUGGUCUCUGGAUCGCAACAUCAUUCUUGCAGAAACAAAGUAAAUGUUACUAAAGAAUCUGAUGGAAGAGAAGCAACUGGAUUUUAAUCAGCCACUUUUAUCAGUGAGAAGGUUUUCAUCAACGGUGUCCACCAUUGAAGCUGAUAACAAAAAGAAAACUGAAAAUGCUUUCUCCAAAGUGCCCCCUCUUCCUAAGUACAAGUCAGAACUGAAAUCAGGUCCAGUCAGGAAUCCAGGAACUGUUCCUUUUGUAUGGGAGCGAUCCCCGGGAAAGCCCAAGUGUGAAAUUAAACCUCAAACUGUUGCCCUUCAACAGCCUCCUAUGAUUCCAAAGCUUCCACCAGGGAGAAUGUUGAAUGUUGAGAGGCAAGGUUUAAAUAAAGCUCCUGGAGGCACAGCAGCUGGUCAAUGCGAAGCACGAAAUGGCCUUUUGGGUUCUUACGGUUUUUCAUCUUCAGAUAGAAAUGUAAUUAAAGAAGAGAGCUCCAGAGAGAAAAUGGAGAAGACAGACAUGUCUGGUUCAGAGGACGAUGAGACCUAUGUAGAUGCCCUUGAUACUCUUUCUCGGAGUGAAUCGUUCUUCUUGAACUGCAGUAUAAGUGGGGUGAGUGGGUUGGAUGGUCCAGAUAUGAAACCAUCUGGUACUUUCUCAACAGAUCCACAGACUCGAGAUUUCAUGAUGGGCCGGUUCCUGCCUGCAGCAAAGGCAAUGGCUUCAGAAACUCCCCAACAUUCCACUAAGAAGCAACCUGCAGCACAAGAACAACCGAGACAGAUAAAGAAGACAUUAGGUGUGGAAAAAUAUCAUCCAUUCAAUGAAUGCAGAAGGCAAAGUGAUAUGCCACACUGUUCCCAAUGUAGUGGAGUGAAAGAAAUUGAACAAGAGGAUGAUGAUUAUAAUUAUGAAGGACCAGAUAACUCCUCCCCUAAAGUUUGUGGGUUGUUCCCUCGAUUAUGCUUACAAAAUUCCUUUUGUCUUUUGAGUCCUGUACCAGGGAUGAGAAAACAGGUCCAGCUACCCAUUUCUUUAUCACAUAUGACAAAAGUUAAACCUUCAUAUGCUGCUUGUUGCACUGAAACUAUGAAUGAGCAUGAUAAAGAUGCUGUUAACAAACGAGGAUCAGUUAAUGCACUUCAAGCAAAGGGGAUAGUUGAAGAUAAAAUUGAACUGAAAAGUGAAUCAAAUAAGAAAGCUUGCAGAAAUGAUUAUCAGAAAUUGGAUGGAUCAUAUCUGUACAAGCGUUUACAGGGCAAUGGCACUUCACCCUACCAUGAUAAAUUUUCUCAAUCUGCUGUUAGUGAAGAGAAGGGAUUUCUAGGUGUUCCUGAAAAACCCAAGAAUUCUGGGGCAAGAGGCUUUAAUGCACAUGCAAAAGGUGGCAAGAAUUUUCGAGAAUUAUUGGCUAACGAGAGAAAUGAGUGGGAAUCAGCUCCUGCUAGUUCUCUGGUUGAGAAAACUCUGUACAUAGAUUCUGUACAAAUGAUAAAACCUCAAACUUCAAAUUCAAGUUCUCCAGAUACAAAAGACCUGAUUAAUUGCAGAAGAGAUGAUCAAGAUAAGGAAAUUGAUGGAACUGCUACUUUUGAUUCUUCAUUUCAAGACAUUAAGAAUGCUAAUUCUGCAUAUCCAAAGGUGAAUGUGCUGCCUGAAAGUCUGGAUCCUACCGAUUCUAGUCUUCUAUCAUUAUCUGAUAAAUCCAUGCAUGAUGCGCAAAUGCCUUUGGUGCAUUUAAGACAUGACCAAGACCUCAUGGCCAUUUCUGUUACACCAACAAGCCCAAAAGUGUAUGGAGAUGGGAAGAUUGAUUUAGAAAGCCAACUGGGUAAGAUAUUAAGCAACUUAGAAAGUUCUAUCCAGGACCCUAUCAAGAUGACAAGAGAAAAUGUGGCUGACAAUGGAAAGACCGAUUUAAAAAGCCAACUCUGUACAGAAUUAGGUGAUCAAGAAACUCCUGAUAGCUGCUACACUCUGCAUCCUCUACCCCCACCUUUACCAAAAUCUCCAUCAGAAUCUUGGCUAAAGCGUACUUUACCUGCUGUUUCCUCAAAGCAUACAUCUCUAAAGUCUUUUCCUGGUAUGCAUGCAUAUCCUGUAGUUCAGGCUCCCAAAGUGCAGUCCCCAGACCUGAAGUGGGAAACAAUAGUCAAAACUUCUAAUGUACAGUGUGGACAUUUGCGAUUUUCUGAGGAAUUACUUGUACCAAUACCUGAAGUUUAACUGAAAACUCAUAUUCGAUCUCCUGGCCCAAGCAUAUACUUCCCAAGAGUGCACACCCUUUAUUGGGUUUAAGGUUCUGAUAAACAUCUGCCAUCUUUGUAUUUUCAGUCUCCAAACUGCUUUUUCAGCUUCAUUUGAGUUGGUACAUAUACAAAUUACAACUAUAAGUCAAACAUAGCACAUCAAUUCUCUUCCUUGAUAAGAAGUUAUAAUCAGUUAAUAUCUUGUAAAUUCUGUCAUUCAUCAAGUCAGUCAAGUUCAUGUAUGUAAACUUAGAAAAUUAAGAGCUGAAUUUCUUUUGUAAUAAAAGGAGAAGACAGAGGUGCAAUAGGUCAUGAAACUGACCUGUUUGUAUUUCAAUAAUAAUAAGAUCCUUUCUAGCAAAA
Messenger RNA from Ricinus communis (castor bean), 2811 nucleotides. RefSeq lists its product as uncharacterized. The coding region runs from base 251 to 2425 and encodes 724 amino acids. The record is from RefSeq and is a predicted model, not a curated record. The transcript has 4 exons. Lineage: Eukaryota; Viridiplantae; Streptophyta; Magnoliopsida; Malpighiales; Euphorbiaceae.